AUCUCUCUCUGCGAAUUCAAGUUUGACAUGACGACGCCGGAGAACGAUCCUCAACUAGAUCCAACGGCGGCACAGAAUUUUCCAUUCUCUCUCCCUCCGUACCCCAAGAUGAUUAUGGAAGCGAUCGAAGCAUCAAACGACCCGUACGGAUGCAGCAAAACGGCGAUUGCAAAACACAUCGAAUCAACUAAGAUCACUUUACCUCCGUCUCACAUGACGCUUCUCAAUUUCCAUCUCAAUCAAAUGAAACAAUCAGGUCAGCUCAUGGUUUUCAAAAACAAUUACAUGAAACCAGAUCCUAAUGGUCCUCCUAAACGCGGCCGUGGCCGUCCUCCGAAGCCUAAACCGGAAGCCGGUUCAAGUAACGCGGCGGCGGUUCCAGCUCCGUCAACUUAUCCGUCGAGGCCUCGUGGUCGUCCUCCAAAGUCUAAGGAGGCUCCGUCAGAGCCAAAAGAAAAAGCACCGAGUGUUUCGGGAAGGCCACGUGGACGACCACCGAAGAAGCAGAAGACGGAAUCAGAGACGGUUAAGGCGGCGGAUGCACCGAAGGCUAAGCCUGAAGGUGAGCGUAGAGGUCGUGGAAGGCCACCGAAAGUGAAACCAGCGAUGGUUCCUGUUGGUUGUUAGAGUAAAAUGCAAAUGCUCCU
This is a messenger RNA of Arabidopsis arenosa, 647 nucleotides long. Lineage: Eukaryota; Viridiplantae; Streptophyta; Magnoliopsida; Brassicales; Brassicaceae. The record is from the annotation of a GenBank genome assembly.